Dromiciops gliroides (monito del monte) is the source of this 5559-nucleotide messenger RNA. RefSeq names its product zinc finger protein 516 (gene ZNF516). The record is from RefSeq and is a predicted model, not a curated record. The coding region runs from base 429 to 4055 and encodes 1208 amino acids. Gene Ontology annotation, molecular function: RNA polymerase II cis-regulatory region sequence-specific DNA binding; DNA-binding transcription factor activity, RNA polymerase II-specific. Lineage: Eukaryota; Metazoa; Chordata; Mammalia; Microbiotheria; Microbiotheriidae. The transcript is spliced from 7 exons. Gene Ontology annotation, biological process: regulation of DNA-templated transcription. Gene Ontology annotation, cellular component: nucleus.
AGAAACCCAAGGAGAAGAAGAAAGUCCUCUCGUAGCGUUGUAGAAAGUGAAGGAUGGUUCAUGGAGGAAGGUUUACAGGACCGAAGUGGGGAGAUUUUAAACCCUUGCCUUCUUGGAUUAUGUUGGGUUCUUGGUACUGAAGCAUAGUGGUUUGGUCAGAGGUAGCAGAAUGGAAAACCAAUUCCAGGCAAGUACGGAGUCAAAAAGGACAAGUCACUAAAUCCCAAGUAACUUCCAGAUCCAGAAACCACAAACGGCUCUCAGAACUGAUUGUCUUCUUGGUGAACAAAAUGGUGCUUAUUGCCCUCCUCUGUAUGGUUCACUUAGAACAUGCCUGAACAUAAUCACACUGGGAACAUCUUUUGCCUUUGGAGAAGGAAAAUAUCACUUGAAAAAAAAGAGAUAAAACAAUUGCUCUUCAAGACUGCAUGAUCCAAAGCACAACUCUACCUGCCACUGUUGGACAAAAGCUUGCCCUUUUCCCCUUCACAGCUAAUGGUGCAGAAGUACAGAUGGAUCGCAACAGAGAGGCAGAGAUGGAAUUGAGAAGAGCCUCCAGUCCCAGCAAGGCAAAUAAGAACAAUGAAGUGGAUGGGGACAGGUCCCUGUGCCACAGCUGUUGCAUCUGUGGCAAAAGCUUUCCAUUUCAGAGCUCCCUUUCACAACACAUGAGAAAGCACACUGGGGAGAAGCCAUACAAAUGUCCUUACUGUGACCACAGAGCUUCCCAAAAAGGCAACUUGAAGAUUCACAUUCGGAGCCAUCGUACAGGGACUCUAAGUCAAGGACAUGAAUCUGAGAUGGGAGAGGCACAGCUUGGAGAGAUGGGAGUAUCUGAAGGCCUUGAUGGAUGUACUAGUCCCACCAAGAGCACCUCAGCCUGCAACAAGAUACUGAAUGGGGCUACCCAGAUGGAAAAUAGCAAAAUCUUGCUGAGGAGCAGCAAGAAAGACACGGGGGCUGAUGCCCCUGCUGCUGAAGAGGACAAAGCCUCUACGUUCCACUGCACCUUCUGCAAAAGCAAGUUUGAGAGGAAGAAAGACCUUGAACAGCACAUCCACCAGAUCCACAAGCCAUACAAAUGUAGGCUGUGCAACUAUAUGACCUUGAGAGAGGAGACUCUACUGAACCAUAUUGAAAAGGACCAUAUCACAGCUCAGAUUCCAAAUGGUGAGGCCUAUGUGGAGAAUAGCAAGAAUGAGCUCAGCCCUGGGGAAUUUCCUUGUGAAGUUUGUGGUCAGGCAUUUAGUCAAACCUGGUUCCUUAAAGCUCACAUGAAGAAGCACAGGGGCUCAUUUGACCAUGGAUGCCACAUUUGUGGCAGGAGAUUUAAAGAGCCUUGGUUUCUCAAAAAUCACAUGAAAUCUCAUGGCCCCAAAACUGGGAACAAAAACAAACCAAAAAGUGAUUUGGAUCCCAUAGCUACUAUCAAUAAUGUGAUUCAGGAAGAAACUAUUGUGACUGGCUUGUCCCUUUAUGAAGUUUGCAUCAAGUGUGGGAACUUGUUUACAAACCUAGAGAGUUUAAAGGUCCACAAUGCCGUGCACCGCAAGGUGGAAGGGAGCCGGACCCAAGACAAAACCCAAGGGUUAGUGCCUGGAAGCCUAGACCCAUGUGAAACACAGCAGUUUUUCUUACAGUGCCUGAAUUUGAGACCAUCUGGAGGGGGAGAUAAAGUUACAAGUGGGCAGUCUGGAAAAAGAGUCGCAGAACUGGAUCCUGUCAACAGUUACCAGGCUUGGCAGUUGGCAACCAAAGGAAAAGUAGCUGAACCCUCAGAAUACUUGAAGUAUGGAGGGUGGGAUGAAACCUUGGCAGAUGCAGAUGUCACCUAUGACAAGGACAAGAGGGAGUACAUCCUUGUGAGCCAGGAGAAGCGCAAGCGGGAGCAAGAUUCCCAGACUUCUGGCCAUUCUAAGAGGAAGACUUUUUCAGGAGGGCGCUCAGAUAAGACUGGAGGUGUACACUUAGGCGACAACUGCUUUGUAGUUCAGGGUGAUACGGAUUAUAGACCAUCUUCUCGUCAGAGCCGCCGGACAACCCAGAAUAAUAAUAAGUCAACUGAAUGCUUUGAAUGUGGGAAGAUUUUCCGCACAUACCACCAAAUGGUGCUCCAUUCCAGGGUACAUCGGAAAGAUCGCCGGACCUGCAGUGAGAGCGGGGCCACAGCACAGAGAGAACGAUAUGGCUCUACCAGUGAAGGGGACUCGGGUUCUACCAGCCAGCCCAGCAGUCCUGGGUCUGCCUCAGCUCCUGAGGAUUCAUUGACCUCUGGGAUGGGAGAGGAGGGUGCAGAUGACAGCUUUGAGGAGGGAGCCCCAGAAUCAUUACCAGGAGGAAAGCCGUACAAAUGCAACUUUUCUGAAGAGGUACCUACAGUGCUGCCUCAUGGAGAUCACAUUCGUCAAUUUGGAAAUAGUAACAUGUCAGAAAAUAAGGCCAGUGAAUCAAAAUUAGGAAUAGCCAUUUCUGUUCCAAUACUUGAAAAUACCAUCCAAGAUGCUUCUAAAAAUGCUGAACACAGACGUUCCCUUGACUUAAAAAUGCCAGCAUUUCAUCGUAAGCAAGAGAUUCUAGGCUCUGGCAGUAGUAUGGAUUUUGUUUCAGGGAUGGAUCAAACUUAUUCAGAAAUGGCAGUAGAUCUUCAGGUUUCAUUAGAAAGCCAAACUAGUCACCCUAAAGAAAAGAUGUUUGAUUUGCACAACAAGGAGUAUCCUGGGGGAGGAAAAAAGGUGAUGAUGGCACCAGAUCUGAUUCCACUAGAUUUAAGUGAGAAAUCCACGAGAGAUGAUUCCAGGAAUAAGGAUAUUGCUUCAUCCUUGCAGGCUGCUUUGAUUGUGCACCCAUGUCCUUAUUGUAACCAUAAGACUUACUACCCAGAAGUUUUGUGGAUGCACAAAAGAAUCUGGCACAAAGUGAGCUGCAACUCUAUGGCUCCUCAGUGGAUUCAACAAAAUGGUUAUAAGGGUAUAAAGAAUGCUGUGGUAUUUCUUGCCAGAAGUGGACGCACUGGACCUCCACCUGUUCUUGGGGGAAAAGACUGUCAGCCCUUGCCUAUUGCCCGAUUCACACGUACCCAGGGCCCCAGUGGGUUGUCAGCCUCCAAAAGCAGUUCCCCUCUGGGAGUCACAGUGAAACCAGCUAGUAUGCCUAAGAAUAAGGACAGCCCUUUGGGUGGCAGCUCUGAGCCAUGGGCAUCAGGUCCUGAUGGGUAUCGGCAAACCAAAAUGACCCAUACCCAAGAGCAAUAUAGUUCAGCCUCGCAGCACUCACCGCAGCUGAAACCUAAGUAUGAAACCAACUCUAAACUGGUGCAUGCAGGCAGCUUUAGCCGAAGCGUAACUCCUACCCAGACAGUCAUAUCGAGGGCAACCCCCCAACUCACUAACAGUAAGCCAGCAGAGAAGUACUUGAUUACCCCAGUGGGGGCCAGCUUUACCACUCCGAAUAAACACUGUACACCUGACUCCAUGAAGGCCAAAUUCAACCUUCAGCCUCAGUAUCAACCUCUAUGUAAAACCGAGCAUUAUUUGAAACCUGAAGGUCCCUCCCUGUCUCCUCGGGAGCCCCACACCAAGGCUGCACAUGAGCUGAGGACACUGGCCAACUGCAGUGUGGGAUCCAGGGGAAGCCCAGUGAUGCAAGCUCAGUCCACUGUGACAGGAGCUCCCUCAGUUUUACACUCCCUCAAACAAGAGCCAGCACCUGAGGGACAUGACAAACGACUGGACAUUCUCAACAUUUUCAAGACCUACAUUCCAAAGGACCUUGCUACGCUCUACCAGAGCUGGGGUGCUAAUGGCCCUGCCUUAGAACAUAGAGGAAUGCUGGGGACACAAGGCCGCCAAGGAGAGCUCAUCUGUAUAGAAUGUGGGAAAGGCUUUACCCAGCAUAAUCACCUAAGGACCCAUAUGCGGUCUCACACAGUGGUAUUUGAAUCUAAUGGACUCCGAGAGACUGAAGUUCACACCACCUCUCCAGAUGCCCCCAAACAAGGGAAAGAACAUUCUAAUUCAGACAUUGCCCAUACAGUGCCUCUCAGAAAGGGAACCUAAACACACAUAUCCAAUGUGUGCACCGAGAACCAUUUAACCAGGAGUUAACAGUACCCUGACUGAUGGUUACAGCAGCCUCCAAACAGUGACCCAGAUAGCCCUGCCUGGAAGACUUUCCUACAGCCCCUCAGAUCCUUGGAGCCACUGUGCUAGAAUAGAAAGUCAAGGGAGAUGCCUCAAUAUUCAUAACCAUUUAAAAAUAAAUGAAGAUCUUACAUACCUAAUAUAUAUGAUAUGUAUGUAUGUAUAUGUUAUACAUAUAUCUUGUGUAUCACAUGCUAAUCAGUUCCACGGUUCCAUAUUUCCUUUAUAAUUUUUUUUUUUUGGUGAGGCAUUUGGGGUUAAGUGACUUGCCCAGGGUCACACAGCUAGUAAGUGUCAAGUGUCUGAGGUUGGAUUUGAACUCAGGUCCUCCUGACUUCAGGGCUGGUGCUCUAUCCACUGAGCCACCUAGCUGCCCCCCAUAUUUCCUUUAUAAUUAACAGUGGGACUGGCAAGCAAUGUGACAACACGAGGCUUCUGCAUCAUUCAAGAUGAGUUUGAGACACUGGAAAAUCAAGUAGAACAAAGCUGCGUGUUUUGGAGAACAUGAUGAAGUUCAGCACUGUAACAAGACUCUCCCUAAGGCUCCUGAGGACUCCUAUUUAACCGCAUUGGAACAAACAAAUAGUGGUGGAUUUGAGGGCUGAUGAAGUGUUAAUACUUACCACUCCUUAUCAUAGUGGAAAAGCAAACUGAAAAUAGUCCAUAAAAGAUUGGAAGGAAGUGGAAUUUGGUGCUGUGUAAAACCAAGCUUGAUUGAACAGGGACUGAUUAUGACAAGACCGUAUUUCUCCAAUGGUUCUAUUUCAUUAAAAUCUGGGGGCCACUUGCAUUUCCCAUGUGAUUGUUGGAGACUGUUCACCAAGAGCUCUACGCGAAUAUGGAAAUGGAAACACUUCUAUGGAUAUGCUUAUACUCUGCUUUGGACAAGAAAGCUAGUUGAACACUAAGAAAAGCAGGCUUCAAUAUUUUACUCUCAGGACCUUUUUGUAACAGGGCUACAUUUGGCAAACUGCUCACAAAAGAAGACUGCACGUUUUAACAGCCACUGAAUGCUCCUUAUGUGUACAUGUUUUUUAAUAAUAGCAGAAGAAUCUCUGAGCAAAUGUAGGAAACCUAGAUUGCCUAGGGUACUGUAUGCUCUGUAUGCUUCUGUCUUUGUUUUUUUUUUCCCCCCCAGCAAGUCAGUUACCCCCUUUCCUUCCUUGGCCUAGUGACAUCCCCCGCUUUCAAAAGAAAAAAAAGAUGACUUACCUUUUUCAUGGUGGCAGGUUAAUAAUGUUCUUAUAAUAUGUCAUGUAUUGUACUUGGUGGUCACUGGUAGUGUUAGGGGGGAAAAUGCUUUAUAUACCUCUUCCUCAGUAACUCUUUCAAAUGCAAGUUUUCGUGGUGGGGAUUAAGGCACAUAACAAAGGAUCUUAAACCAUGCAGUGUAAGCAAUUAAAAAUGUAUUCCACAGAUA